Messenger RNA from Ruditapes philippinarum (Manila clam), 707 nucleotides. RefSeq lists its product as uncharacterized. Bases 213 to 707 code for a protein of 164 amino acids. The transcript has 6 exons. Lineage: Eukaryota; Metazoa; Mollusca; Bivalvia; Venerida; Veneridae. The record is from RefSeq and is a predicted model, not a curated record.
CAACAAGGAAAUCUAAAUGCUCGGAAGCGCCCUUCCAGUGGAUAUCGUCGUUAUGCAAAAUUCAUAUAACGCCAUCAAAAAUACCUGUUAAGGUUUCAAAGAUUUCAAACGUGAAGGUGACGAUUACUUUUGAUCAUCUUCCAAAGCCGCGAAAAGAGGAUGCAUUUAAAUGCAGACUUGUAAAUAUUAAGAACGACAUCAUUGCCUCGGAUAUGCAAGCAGAGAACAAAGAAAGUGCGAUUACUUGUGCCAUGCCUUUCAUAAAAGAACAUAUAGAGUUAAAACUUGGGGUUUCAGUCCAGACAACUUUGAAUGAGAGUAUCCUUAUUUCAGAGGCAACCAUUUUAUUUUUCGAAUGUAUUAACUUGCACAGAUGCGGUGACUGUAUAGAAAUAUCGAACCACCAAUGUGGCUGGUGCAAUGAUGCAAUGAACUGUAUGCCACACAAUUCGCUGUGUAAAAGUCAGCUUAUAAUUGAAAAAACGUUUUGUCCACAGCUGACAGAUUCACGUGGGCGCCUUUAUGUACAUGCCGGUACUUUGACCUCUGUGCUCUUUCAAGGAAAACAUCUUCCAAAGGUACCUCAUUUGUCAGAUAGUCCACUUCAAGAUGAAACAACUGAAAUUUACUAUAGUUCUCAUUGGGCAAGAUCUUCAAAUUUAAUGGAUGACUUCAAAAAUUAUGGUAAUUUAAUAUCAUUUUUAUGA